GGGAGCGGUGCGGCGGUGGCGGAGGGGACCCAUGGCCCUCCCGGGGGAGGCGGCUCGGCUGGACGGGGGCUGGCAGGAGGUCUACUCGGCUCUGCAGUGGAUCCAGUUCACCAUGGCCAUGCUCAGUGUUAUAGGUUCCAGCUCAAUUAUUGCCUACGCCGUCUUCCAAAACGCAGUGAGGUCCCCUGAGGUUCGUCCUCUUUUCUACCUGAGCCUCUCUGACCUAUUUCUGGGCAUGUGCUGGCUCACUGGGGCCCUUCUCUACAGCACACCAACCUCCAAGCAGGAUCUCAUCUGCUACAACCUGCAGGUGACAGGACAAAUAUUCUACAUGGCCACUUUCCUGUACACUGUCAACUACACCUGGCACCUGUACAUGGACCUAAAGGUGAAGUACAAUCAGAACCUCCACAGGAUGCCUCCCCAGGUUGUAGAGUAUGUGAGUUGCAUUGGCCGCAUAGCAACGAUCUCAUCUAGCCUGGUCCCUUUCCUUCUCAUGGUGCCGGUGUUUUGCCUGGGCAACAGCAGUAAUUGCUACCAGAACUUCAGCCAGAAGCAUGGAUGUCUCUUGAUGCACACAGAAAUCGCCCCCAUCGAGCCGCAGACCCUGAGUGGCUCCGUUUGCCGCGCGAUGCGUUUCUACGGCAUCGGAGUCUUCCUCAUUUCCUUUCUGAUCAGCUUCGUAGCCAUUCUGGUUAUACUCAGCCAAGCCCGAGGUUUGUACAAAAGGUUUGUAAACUCCACAGGAUUCCUGGGGGAUCAGCAAUGGGCCAUGAUUAAGAUGGUGGAACAACGGGUGGUUUUUUACCCUGUCACAUUCUUCUGCUGCUGGGCCCCAGCUGUCCUCCUUGGAAUACUGAAGCUGACAGGGGCAGCAAGCAGCAAAAUCUACAUGGCUCUCCUAAUUCUACAGGCUCUGACAGCAGCUUCCCAGGGGCUCCUGAACUGCAUUGUGUAUGGCUGGACACAACACGUCUUCCUCUCCCUCAAACGCGGCGCCUGCCGGGACGUGGACACCCAGACCCCCCUCCUACGUUCCCAGAAGAAGUUCUAUGCCAGCACUCUCCCCACCAGCCCCCCUGACCCUGUGGAGGGCUCCACGUCCACCCUGCUCUGAUGAGCCCCUGCAUCAGAGGAGAACCAGCAGCGUCCUGACAAGAACUUGUUGUGUUUUAGCCAUGUCAGCCAGACCCAGGACUGGGCUGCCCAGUGCGAAGGGUCUGGGCAGCAGCAAAGUUUGCUGGAGGAAGGAGCCUGAGGGGCAGCUGUCAGGGACAGACACUUCAGUGAAGAUAGUUAUUUAUUUUACAGGUUUAUACAGACUGUAAAUGGAAUCUUCAGCAUGGUUAAACUUUAGUGCAGACUUUCUCCUCAUGGAAAUACCCCUAGAAAUGCAGCCAAUUCUGUGUAAGAGCUCAGAGAUGUGGUACAGCUCCUUUGAGGGUAGGUGGUCAAAGGUUAUUUUACUUCUCUAAGUAUUUGCCAUUACAAAUUAACAGUAAAGCAAAGGUGAAUAUUUUUCAA
Molecule: messenger RNA, 1524 nt
Organism: Calypte anna (Anna's hummingbird)
Lineage: Eukaryota; Metazoa; Chordata; Aves; Apodiformes; Trochilidae
Gene: TMEM116
Product: transmembrane protein 116
Exons: 11
Coding region: 32-1117 (361 amino acids)
Biological process (GO): adenylate cyclase-activating G protein-coupled receptor signaling pathway
Cellular component (GO): plasma membrane
Molecular function (GO): G protein-coupled receptor activity
Source: RefSeq, a predicted model, not a curated record